Molecule: messenger RNA, 7345 nt
Organism: Helicoverpa armigera (cotton bollworm)
Lineage: Eukaryota; Metazoa; Arthropoda; Insecta; Lepidoptera; Noctuidae
Product: polyamine-transporting ATPase 13A3
Exons: 20
Coding region: 201-3614 (1137 amino acids)
Biological process (GO): intracellular calcium ion homeostasis; polyamine transmembrane transport
Cellular component (GO): membrane
Molecular function (GO): ATP hydrolysis activity; P-type transmembrane transporter activity; polyamine transmembrane transporter activity
Source: RefSeq, a predicted model, not a curated record
UUCACCCCCCUAACCCCAUGCCCCUGUCCCUUGUCAUUCGUGUCAAGGUGUGAUGUGAAUAGGUGCGGAGUAUAUCCCCCAAAAAAAUCUUAAAUAAUAUGCGAUGAGGUAGCACCGGUUACUUAAAAAUAACUAAACAACAUCUAAGUAAUAUGCCUUAACUCUUUUGUGUUAUAAACCUUUUAAUAGUUUUCGCGGGAAUGCCGAACAUUAAUAAUGCCUGCGCCGCCAAUGACGAAUACGAAGUCAUUGGCGAGACGCAGUGGCAAGUUAUCGAGAGCAGCGGCGAUGAGCAGACCAUCAACAUCCAUGGCUUCACGUAUUCCAAAUUACGCGCAGCUUUAUUACACACCGUGUGCAUAUUACUAUGUGGAUUACCAUAUUUUGCCCUCGCUUAUUAUCCAUCGUACAACAGAUUCAAAUACAUAAAAUGCAGUUUGAAAACGGCUAAAGAAAUUUGUGUUAUCGAUGCAGACGGCGGGUGGACCACAGAGAAAGUGCUUGAGAUCGACCUGAACCUAUCCAACCAUAAAGAUAACAGACUGCGAUAUUUUAUGUACAAGCACAACCGUUUCAUUUGGCUUAAUGAUCAAGGAAUCUUCAUUAAUGUUCUUGCACUCAAUGAGAAACUCACUAUUCAGUUGUUGAUGGAAAACAUGUCCGGCAUAAAUAAACGACAGCAAAACGAAUUGAUCAAACUGUAUGGCACCAACUCAGUAGAAGUAGAAGUAAAGAGUUACUGGACCCUGUUCGUCGAAGAAGUGUUCAAUCCAUUCUAUUUAUUCCAAGUCUUCUCCAUUAUACUUUGGUCUUUGGACGAAUAUUAUCAGUAUGCUACAUGCGUUUUCCUCUUGUCCGUUGCGACCUGUAUGCUGGCGUUAUAUCAAACGAAAAAGAUGAGCAUCAACCUGCACAAAAUGGCCGGUUCUACCAGCGCUUUUACCGUAACCGUUUUGCGUCCAACCCGCUCAGGCCGUGAAGAGUGCGUGGUGAACGCUUGUCGACUCGUUCCCGGAGAUGUACUAGUGCUGCCACCUGACGGCUGCGUGAUGCCCUGCGAUACCAUGCUCCUUACUGGAACCUGCAUCGUUGAUGAGAGCAUGCUUACAGGUGAAAGCGUGCCUGUAAUGAAAGGCCCCCCUUGCUCGUCUGCAGAAAUCUAUUCAACCGAAGGACACAAAAGACACACCUUAUUUGCUGGCACCCAUGUUUUGCAAACACGAUUUUAUGGCAACAAUCAGGUCUUAGCUAAAGUCGUACGCACCGGAUUUUACACAGCCAAAGGAGAACUGCUGAAAAGUAUUCUGUUUCCGAAGCCCUUUGGGUUCCAAUUCUACAAAGAUGCCGUCAAGUUUGUCAUAUUCAUGUUCUGCAUUGCCGCGAUCGGAAUGGGAUACUCUAUCUGGCUGUAUGUCGUGCGAGGAAGUCUCGUGGGCACAAUAGUGCUCCGCACCCUGGACAUCAUCACGAUCGUAGUGCCGCCCGCACUGCCGGCCGCCAUGACAGCCGGCAUCGUCUACAGUCAGAACCGACUGCGCAAAAACAGGAUCUUCUGCGUAUCUCCGCCUAGGAUCGUCAUUUGUGGAAAACUACAAGUUAUGUGUUUUGAUAAGACUGGCACUCUAACGGAAGACGGAUUAGAUUUCUACUCCGUAAUACCGGCUCGGUCGGGCGAGAAGUUCGGCGAAUGUGUAGUGGAUGUCGGCGGCUUACCCGUGACCAGCCCCUUGAUACAAGCGCUGGCGUCCUGUCACUCGCUCACCAGUAUACAAGGACAGCUCAAAGGCGAUCCUCUAGACUUGAAGAUGUUUGAAUUCACGCAGUGGAUACUUGAAGAACCGGGCCCGGAGAACACACGGUACGACAACUUGACACCAGCUAUCGUGAAACCCGUCACUGGCAACAAUGAAGCUUUGCAGAAUUUGGAAGACUAUGAUCCCUUCACCAUGGAGAUUCCAUAUGAGAUCGGUUUGCUUCGACGGUUCCACUUCUCAUCGGCGCAACAAUCAAUGGGAGUUAUUGCUCGAGUGCUCGGCCAGCCGCAAAUGGUUUAUUUCGUAAAGGGAGCACCUGAAAAGGUUGCUGGUAUGUGCAAUCCAGAUACUCUACCAGAGAAUUUCAGCUCGAUCCUCAAUGAAUAUACCUCAAACGGUUUCCGAGUAAUCGGUCUUGCCCACAAGAAGCUCGAUCGUAAAAUGAAAUGGGUUGACGCACAAAGAGUCAAGAGAACUAGUCUUGAGUGCGAUAUGGCUUUCCUAGGCUUUCUAGUCAUGCAAAAUAGCCUGAAACCAGAGACGACCCAAGUCAUACGCGAGCUACAUGACGCUUCUAUGAGACUGAUUAUGGUCACAGGGGACAACAUAAUGACUGCAAUGUCGGUGGCUCGAGGCUGUUGCAUGGUGCAACCACAUGAAAAGCUAUUACUGAUCACCGCAGGACAGCCACAGACUAACGACACCCGCCCUCCGCUUAUUAUGGAGGUGGUUGGUGACGGUGGGCCUCCUAAAUUGCCAUUAGAUGCGUAUGUGUUGGCUUUGGAGGGUAAAACAUGGGCUGUGAUACGUACUCAUUAUCCUGAACUAAUGCCGGUCGUAUUAACUAAAGGCAUGGUAUUCGGUCGCUUUGGUCCAGACCAGAAGACGCAGCUGGUGACGGCACUGCAAGGCGAGGACUUGGUGGUGGGCAUGUGCGGUGACGGCGCCAAUGACUGCGGCGCUUUGAAAGCCGCGCAUGUCGGGAUAUCGCUCUCCGAGGCUGAUGCUUCAGUGGCGGCCCCAUUCACAUCUCAAGAGCAGAACAUCAAGUGCGUGAAACUGCUCGCUCUAGAGGGACGCUGUGCUCUGAGUACCUCAUUCGCAAUAUUCAAAUACAUGGCUCUAUAUUCGCUCAUCCAGUUUUUCUCGAUUCUCAUUCUGUACAAUUUCUACUCAAUCCUCGGCAACAACCAGUUCCUAUACAUCGACCUGGUACUGACCACCCUGCUGGCUCUGUCCCUGGGCCGCGCGUCGCCGGGCCCGCUGCUGACGCGGCAGUCGCCGCCCGUGUCGCUGGUGGCACUGUCCAGUAUACUGCCGCUCGUCAUACAGGUGUCGCUGGUGCUGCUGAUGCAGAUAGCUUCGAUAUAUUUGCUGUAUGCUCAGCCUUGGUUCAAACCGGUUGAAGGCGGCCCAGACGUGGAACAAGUGCUGUGUUGGGAGAACACGGUCCUCUUCAUAAUAACGGCAUUCCAGUAUUUAAUCAUGGCUUGCGUUUACGCUAAAGGCUGGCCUUUCAGACAACCAUUCUGCACCAACUAUUACAUGAUGAUAACCCUGGUAACCCAAUCAAUCUUCGUGACUGUACUGCUGCUGUGCCCAUGGCAUUGGCUGGCAGAGUUCAUGGAGGUGGAACCCAUGGCUUCAGCUGACUCCGAACAGACCAUGUUCCGCAUAUAUUUGCUGCUCAUACCCGCGCUGCAUCUCAUACUGGCUAUAGCUGUUGAGGCGACACUAUCGGACUCGGACAAGUUCUCCCGGCUGGGCCGCGCCAUGCGGCGGCGCUGCGACAAGCAGGCGGCCGGCGACGCCGCCAGCCCGCUGUGGCCCGAGCCCCAUGACCACGUGCAGCUCUGCUGACUGACUCAACGACACAUACUGACACAUCUUUUCAUUUAAAUCUAUUCUAUGACCUUUAUAGCCCAAGUCCACUCACAACAUAAACGUCAGUUUUCGUAAAACAAAAAAAAAACAAAGUAAACGGUUGUUUAAGAAAACUGACGCUUAUGUUGUCAGUAUACUGUCUUAUAUUUGGUAUAUACGAAAGGUUGAGGACCAAGUUCACCGACAACUUAACUUGAAGUUUGAAUUUGCAAGUAUAUACUAUCAAACCAGUGUAUGAGGGUCCACCGUUUACGAAUUAAGACAUACGUACCGGAAAAGACAUACAGAGGAAUUAAGAACCACCUUUAUUUUAGAAGUUGGUUGGGUGGUGAAAAGUAGGUAACAAAUAUAAUUUAGAUGAGAUACGAAUAGACAGUGAACUUGGGCCUGAAUAUAUCAUCUCGCUCGUCCUUCGUGCCGCCGGGACUGUCCCGCCCUAUAGUUACCUUUAACUCCGUAGUGAUAGCCGAGGUGCUACCGAACGAUCAGUUCGAGCUACCUCCCCUUUGUGUUACUAAUUACUUAAUAAAAAAAUAUUUAUUUUUAUCAGUCGGCGAAAAUCUUAAUUAUUUUCGUUUAGUUGGCUGUUACUUAAUUUUAAGUCCGAAUCUAGUAAAAUUAUACUAUUGCCGUUAAUUUUGGCGCUGGCGCUUUGUAUAUCUGUCGAUAUGCAGUUAGGGUUGAGCUAGACUUGCAAGUAUGUAUAAUAAUUUCAUAAGCAUAAAUCUUUUAUGCGCUGCACCCUACGCACAGUGGUCGUCAUCCAUUCAGAGGUAAAGAGUACUUUACCCAGUACGACACAAACAUUUGGUACGAGACAUUUCGUCUGGACAUAAGCAUAUCAACACUUGCAAGUAUUAGUUCAACGCUAACUGCAUAUCUGGUCAUCUUAUUCCUUGUCGAAACAGCUAUAUACAGUCUUUUGCGUUGUGAUAACGCACGAUGUAUUUUCCACUCUGAAUAGGAUUGACUCGACAUCUGCUGUGAUAAACGAACUCUGAAACUUCCAGCGCUCAAUAUCAUUCACGUAUCAUUGUAGCAUUUCUGUACUAUUUUGUUUUAAAAGUAGUUAUUAUACCAAUUACAGUACUUUACUCUUAAGGCUGUAUUAAAGUCAUCAAUUUAUCUACUUAAUUAAAUUGCUGAUAUAACAUAAGUUACUUAAUUUAUGUAAUUCCGUGUAUUCAUCGAGUCUGUCAAGUAUGAUGUUUGUAAAAAAGUGAGAAGGCGCUAUCGGAAUAGGCAAUCUCAUCAACUCAAUCGAGUAUAAAAAAACUUAAACAUACUUGUACUUACGCACUUGAUAAGAAUAAGACGAAGAACAUGAUAAUUUAAAAAAAAUACCCAAUAUAUUUGGUUACGCUUAAUUGUAUGAACAAGGUAACUACUUAAGCGGGUGUAGUUCGUUUAUUCGUUAAGAUUCAACACUCGAAUAACUUUACGUUCCGCCUUAAUAUUGCCCCAUAACCAUGGAGGAUAAAUAUGAUUAUAUUUGCACAAAGAUAAAUUACUACAAACUUAUCUUUCAUCUCAAAAACAUGUAACUUAAACGAUUAAUAUAGGUAAUAAUCGAAUUUACUAUUGUUUAUGAAAGGGCCAUUACAGAGUUCUUAAACAAUAAUUUUGAUGCCUACCACUCGCGCUGCCAAUUGUUUAAUAUAGUGCCAAAACUUGACAGACUCUUGUAAAAUCCUUGUAAUGUCACCUGUUAUGUAUUACAAUAUUUACCUGCAACAGUACAAAACUUGUUAGCUGGUGUGUAAACUGUAAAAACGAACACUGUGACAUACAUUACAGACGUUUAUCAUCACAUACACACUACCACCUCUCAUCAUCUUCAUAGAAUCAUCUCCUAGUGCAAAUAUCUUUAAUUCUUUUAAACAAAGGUUGUCACAAAAAAGAAACAUUGGAAAACAAAUGAGUUUCCCCUAGCUUUUCUUUUUUAUUUCAUAGAAAUAUUUUACAGAAAUCAAUUUAUUAGCAAAUGUUAGUCCUAUAAAAUGAAAUCAUGGAUUUAGGAAUAUAAGUUGAAUCCUACUUAUUUUAUUAUUGUAAAUAUAGAUAAAAUUAUGAAUUGAAAUUACGUAUGUUUGGGUAUGCGCGAUUAGUUUAAGAUAAAUGAUUUGUGAUUUUGCAUUUCGCCCGUAAUUCCCAUACUAAUAGAGUUUACUCAGGCUUUAUUUAUUUCAUUUUACUAUAAUGUAUCUCAACUCCUAUAGAUAUCAGUCCUUGAUGACUUAUAUCUGAAUACCAAAUAAAACAAUCAUAAAUGUUUUUUGCUGUAUUGUAUUAUUAUCGUAAAAUAUAUUUAAAAGGUGCACAAAUUGUGACAAAAAAGUUAUUUUAUUUUACGGUGCUACUUAAAUUAUUUUUCAAUUUAAUUUAACACUAUUAUAAUAGCUGUUAAUAACAUCAAAUUAUUUAAUACCCACCUCUUACAACCCCAAAAGAUAUUAUAUAAUUACUUAUUUUCUUAUAUUUAACACAUUACAAUAAUGUAAUUAAGAUUACUAGUAAUAGUUGUGCGUAAACCACAAUGUUUUAAGAAGUUAUGUAACACCGUGUGGCACAGUUUACACUCGCAUCCUUGUUCUACGGAGCUCCUCCUCGUCUACCUUAUUAUAAUAUACGUAUUAUUAAACAUAAAAUAUUUGUAGAGUGCAAUUUUAUUGCAUUAAUCAUUGGUAUUGUCAAGUAAUGUAAGAUACAAACCAGUGAGCGAGCAGCAUUCCGAUUUGUGUACUGUUCAAACCAAAGGAUCGUCUUAAACUGUUUAAAUGUGUUAACGUAAUGUUCCAUGACUGCGUCUUACACCUUUAUUAAUAGUAAAAAUAUGAUGCAGCACAAUUUUAUUAUUGUAUGUGUGUAGGUUAAUCAUAUUAUAAACUUUUCAUUCAGACAGCGAUACCGCAAUUCACAUUCUCUGAACGUUCUAGAAGUAUUACAUUAAUGUUAUAUACUAAGUCGUAGAAAUAGUCCCUUUUCAUUGUGGGUUUGAAAGGUAUUAUGAUGAAGCCAAAGUUGCUAGGAUUCGUUGAAAGAAAUAGUUUGGAAAUGGCAUUGUAGGUAAAUAAACUUUUUUGGUAAUAGAAUUUGCAAUUUUUAUGUGUCUAUGUUAUAUGUAAUCAAGAUACAAUAAGUAGAUAUGUAAGUUGAAAAUUUGUGAACUUCAUUUGGACGUUGCGAUAAAAAUACAAUCAGCAUUAUUAAGUAAUAUCUAAUGUUCGGAAACGAUGCAAGAGUAUUAUGAUUCAAUCAUUUGGCGAUUACCGCCAAUGAGUGAAACGCGUGAGUAAUAGAUUGCUGAGGCAAUUUAUUAAUGCAAUAUUAGUAAUAUUUAGGUAUGUUUGAUUAGUCAGAAAUUUCAUUCCUUGUUUUUAGUACUUAGACGUUUGGUGCUGCUUAUGAUUUAGUACCUUUUGUUCAUAGAUAAAAACGUAAAAAUUAAAUAUGUAUAGAAUACACAGAUCACUCGAAAUGUUUCGGAACUUAUAUUUUUUUGUAAACUUGUUAUUUAUUGAACUGCAUUAUUGUGGUCGUUUUUUUAGACUUUACUGCAUGUAUGUUUAUAUUUCUCGAAUUUUGGAACUUGUUGACUGUUUUUGUGUCCAAUUGUCACAAUAAUGUAGUUCGAUAUAAAUUUUACUAAUUGCGACAUUAGAAUGGAUGUAUGACCAAAAAUAUUGGAAUAAAUAUUAACUGAAAUA